GGUAUCAUACCGGCUCCCAACCUGUCAAACUGCCACUGCCACCGCCACCGCCACCCACCGCUCUCCUCUACGCAGUUCAGACUCAAUAGUCCAUUUCCCAUAGCCGCGUAACAACGAGUACCUCCGACAUGGCGUACAGUUUGUCAUUUUGUCGUUACCCCCGGUGUUCCAGCUUUGCGGCGACCAAGACAGUCAAAAGCAUCCCGGCCGGCCGUGAUAGUCCCGAAAGAAUCACUUCAGCCAGGUUCUGCCCGCAACAUUGCUGCAGCGCCUUCUACGGGUCCGAGACGUGCCUCAACCACCAUGAUCCUUAUGACUCGGUUUGCGGCUUGCACACAUAUUGUUCCAUCUUAGGCUGCUCCCUGCCUCGGUAUCCAAUUCCAGACCCCAGACAGAGACCUGGCCUCGGCAUGCCUGAGACGGUCAUUCGCGCCGAAACCUGCAUUCGCCACAAGUGCCAUACUGGAGAUUGCCGCAAACCUCGAAUCUCGUCCAAAAGUCCACAUUGUAAAGACCACACCUGCCGGGCCGACAGCUGCAGAAACACUGUCAUAGGCAACAGUAGCUGCUGUCUAACUCGUACGUCGGCCCCCUCUGCUCGUUCCGGUCGUGGUCAUUUUAGUACUCGAGGGGCUAGCCGUCCUUCAGAUAAGUGUAGGAUGGCUGGAUGCUUGUCGCUAGUAGAGAGAGACAAACAAUAUUGCAGUUCUCACAUGGAAUGCAGCAGAGCAGACUGUGGCAGGACCCGGUUAUGGUCGUCCGUGAGAGGAGACUACGACCCCUAUUGUCACAUCCAUACUCCCAAGCCGUCUCCGGUGCACUUGCCAGCCCAACUGCAGAACGAGAACAGAGGGCGUACUCUCCAUACGAGUAUCCUCAGGGGCACUAUUUGCCGUGACAGGAACUGCGACUUUAGAGCCUCGGAGGAUAGACCAUACUGCGGCCACCAUACUUGUAUGGACCUAAGAUGCGCGUACCCUCGACCCUGGACCCUGGAAGGAAAAUACUGCCCGAUGCACACUUGCCGUGAGCCGGCCUGCCUAGCCCAUGUGGGUAGCAAGAGUAUCUACUGCGAAUACCACGUAUGCUCUAUUCCAAAAUGCAACGCUAUAGCCGUUAGCAGCGAAACUCAGCUAUGUCUCGACCACCUCAACGAUUUCUACAACGGCACGCCUACCGCGAGACCCCUCGUAAGGGUGAGAUCUCGCUCACGGAGGAGAACUCGCUCACAGUCUCGGACUCGAGAGCUUCAGUCUCGAGACGUGAUCUGGGGGCCCCGACCAGUGUUCGAUAUCUGAAUACGGGUAGGAGUGCCCGAGAGAAGAGAUGUCGAUAUCCAGGUAUGCGACACUGGAAAGCCACCACUCCAACCCGGCGACGAGGAUGCGCAGUUCAUUUCCGGCUACGCACGAGUGCACAUGUGCAAACACGGACUCCGAGAUCUUUUGAGUUUCGGGCUUUCCCCAUCCUCACACGG
This is a messenger RNA of Lasiosphaeria miniovina, 1477 nucleotides long. RefSeq lists its product as uncharacterized. The transcript is spliced from 11 exons. NCBI's taxonomy places the organism in Eukaryota, Fungi, Ascomycota, Sordariomycetes, Sordariales, Lasiosphaeriaceae. Bases 129 to 1298 code for a protein of 389 amino acids. The record is from RefSeq and is a predicted model, not a curated record.